This is a messenger RNA of Magallana angulata, 597 nucleotides long. RefSeq lists its product as uncharacterized. The coding region runs from base 1 to 597 and encodes 198 amino acids. NCBI's taxonomy places the organism in Eukaryota, Metazoa, Mollusca, Bivalvia, Ostreida, Ostreidae. The transcript has a single exon. The record is from RefSeq and is a predicted model, not a curated record.
AUGAGUUCUAAAAGGAAGCUUGUCGACCGGGAGAUAUUUAUGCAAGCAAAGAAGCCAGUGUACGUACUUAGUGACUUCUACGAGAACAUCUCAUCAGAUGAAGAAGAAACCUUGGACAAAACGAACACUGCUGAAGAUGACCUCGAGCAUCUCUCCAUUAGUUCUUGCGAGUUCGCGGACCUGAGUAGUGUGGACGAGGCGUUCGUCGAAGAAAUCUUAGGUGAAGGCAACAUUGAUGAGCAGCAAGUGCAUAAUGAAGAAGACGGGGACAAACGAGUGCGUAACGAAACUGAUGUGAUUAGCGACAGUCCUAGCGACGAUUACAGUGACGUAAGUGAUGAAAGUAAAAAAACUGAUGAAAACAACAACGUCACAAUCCGAGAACGAUCGACAAUAUGCCUAACAUUAAACAAAACGGUGAUACGCAAACCGGACGGUACUGAAGAAGAAAUUAGAGACUCUAAAAUCGUAUAUUCCAAAGACUUAAAUCCAGAGGACAUCGAUUUCAGAGAUGUGGUCAGUGAAAUAUUACGCGAAAUUUCCAAACAUUUCGAGCACGGCAAUGUAAGAAAUGUCAGAGGGGACAUGUCUGUGUAA